GAAACAAUAACACAAAGUAUGUUUCUAUUGUGUAAAAGUCCAGCAUACAUUACGUUCAGCCAGGUCUGCGCAGCAGGGUAUUAAGUUGAAUGAGCCUAAUGUUUCAGAAUUUCCAGGAUGGAAUGUAGCAUAAAAGUAACAUUUAGAACCUGAACUCUUUCUGAUUGAAUGCACGAGGCUACGGUGCAGUACCUAUGUGCAGUACGGACAGUAAUGGUCGCAGAUAAUUCGCGAAUUUGAUUUUGUUUUCAGAGAUUCAAAUUAUGUUGGCCAGUUUCAGACAUUCGAUAGCUGACACUUGGCUUUUCAGGGGACUCUAUCGUUUUAUCUACACGAGGAAUUCUGACAUAAAUCAAUUUGUCAUGGAAAACACCGAAAUUGUUAGCGACAAUACUUUAACCCCUGAAAUCCGUUUGAGCCUCUUCACUCCAAAGUGCCGAUUUUGGCAAGCACGACCAGAUACAUGGCCCUUUUCAGACCCUUAUUGGGCAAUAUACUGGCCUGGAGGGCAAGCGCUUUCAAGGUAUUUGUUAGAUAACCCUGAGGUCUCCAGAGGGAAAAAAGUGCUGGAUCUCGGUAGUGGUUGUGGAGCAUCAGCUAUUGCUGCAAAGAUGUGCAGUGCUUCUCAUGUGGUUGCCAAUGACAUAGAUACAGUUGCUGCUGUAGCUAUACAGCUGAACUGUGAACUUAACAAUCUGGAGCCGAUUCCCUGUGUCACUGACAAUCUCAUUGGAUCUGAACCUGAGCACUGGGAUCUCAUCUUGCUUGGAGACAUGUUCUAUGAUGAAGACCUGGCUGACAGUUUGCAUACUUGGCUGCAGAUGUGCAUCAAAGUCCACAACACGCAAGUGUACAUUGGUGACCCUGGACGUGCACAGUUUGAAAACCACAGGAUUAAAAACUUCAUCAAAUUACUGGCCCAGUACACAUUACCAGAAUCAGUUAGAGAGGAGAACUAUGGACUAACCAGUAGUACUGUUUGGCUUUACAAACCAGAUGUGUAACCCUUGCGAGUGCACUUGUCCAAAUUCUCUCUUUAGAGCAGGUCAAUCAAUUCUGAUGGAUUCUUUUUUUUAGCUUUUGCACAAGUAUCGGGCGCCUGUAGAAGGAUAAAGUAAGACCAUUAAAACCAUUGCAAUGGGUAAAUUAGAAACUCAAUGUUAACUUUGUGAAUCACAAACUCAAACAGAAGGUAUCAUGGCAGUUACCUGCCAGACCUGAAAACAUAUUUUUCCCUCUAUACCAUGGUAGACAGCUCAUAUUUUAUUAUUGUGCACACAGUUAGUCAUGGCAAUGA
This is a messenger RNA of Alosa alosa (allis shad), 1297 nucleotides long. It is a transcript of the gene etfbkmt, whose product is annotated as electron transfer flavoprotein subunit beta lysine methyltransferase. Gene Ontology annotation, biological process: peptidyl-lysine trimethylation. The coding region runs from base 264 to 1004 and encodes 246 amino acids. Gene Ontology annotation, cellular component: mitochondrial matrix. Lineage: Eukaryota; Metazoa; Chordata; Actinopteri; Clupeiformes; Clupeidae. The record is from RefSeq and is a predicted model, not a curated record. The transcript is spliced from 3 exons. Gene Ontology annotation, molecular function: protein-lysine N-methyltransferase activity.